Xenopus laevis (African clawed frog) is the source of this 7764-nucleotide messenger RNA. RefSeq names its product ArfGAP with GTPase domain, ankyrin repeat and PH domain 1 L homeolog (gene agap1.L). Gene Ontology annotation, cellular component: cytoplasm. Bases 1259 to 3940 code for a protein of 893 amino acids. Lineage: Eukaryota; Metazoa; Chordata; Amphibia; Anura; Pipidae. The record is from RefSeq and is a predicted model, not a curated record. Gene Ontology annotation, molecular function: GTPase activator activity; GTPase activity; GTP binding. The transcript is spliced from 20 exons.
UGUAGGAGGGAAGGGGAGGAGACAGGAAGGAGAGGCUGGAGGAGGAGAGAAGGGAAGAGACUCACGGAGGAAGAGAGGAAAACACAGCAGGAUCUGGAGAGCGUCUUGUAUGGAAUAGGAAGCGGGAGCCCGCGGAGGAGAGAGCUGGAGCCGGGGCAGGGGGAGCGGAAGCAGCGCCAGACUCAGGAGGCUGAAGGACAAGCGCGGCGGGUGCAUGUGAUCAGCAUGAAUGAGUGACCAGGACUGAUUGUUCAUACCGGCAGUGUCCUGCUCCCACUCUCCCACUGCCCAGCCUGAAUCCCAUCCCACCACCCAUGUAACUCAUCUCCCAGAUCAGCUCUGUGCCCUGCGCCACAUUAUUCCUGUGGGUAGAGCCCUCCUUCAGCUCACUCCAACGAGUGCCCUCCUGCCUCUCUCCCAUCUGUCCCCUGUGCAGCCCCAUCUCAUCACAUUCCUUGUGUACAGACACCCUUCCAUUCAGCCUCCCUGCUGCACCACAUCACCCCCUCUCUCUCUCUCUUUCUCUCUGUCUCCAGCCUUGCUCACAUUCCCCACAUCACUCCCUUGGGUGCAGCCCCCUGUCCCAUUCACAUCAGUGUCCUGGCAGCUCUCCUGCCUCCAUCACAUCUCCAACACCCUCCAUCCUUAUUCAGAUCUGCCAGCCUGCUGCUAUCACUAACAUGUCCACCCCUUCCUCCUUUAUCACUAGCCAGCAGUUCUAGCUACUCUUCUGAAUUGUCACUUUGGUACUUCAUUCAGACAUUGUGCCCCCCUGCCGCGUGUGUGUGUCAUUUGCCCCCAAUUCUGCUCCUCUGCAUUCAUUUAGCUGCAUAUUGAUCUUUAUGCAUCACCCCAUACAUUAUGUUUUGCUUCUCCUGUAAGUGGGACCCUCUUUUCUAUUAAACAUUGGGCCAGGCUUCCAAGAUUACACGCCAUUUCCAUCACCCUAGUUCGUAUCCAUAAUCUGCUCAGUUCUAGUCUUGACAUAAUUCUGAAUGCCCUUUGCAAAUUACCAAAUUGUCUCUAACCUCCUGUUUCCCAGACUACACCUGGGGCUCUCUGACCUUUAAGGGCAGAAUCUUUCCUACCUUAUAUUAGCGCUUUAGUUGCCUUCUACCAGCCCCGUAUCUAUAUCUAUCUAUUUAUCUAUCUAUCCAUCUAUCGGCCAGAAUCAACACUAUAUCAUUGUAUAUCACCCCCACCUAUGUAUCAUUGCAACCUCCUGGCCUGACAUGUAAGGCUCCCCGAAUCUGGAAGGAUGAAUUACCAGCAGCAGCUGGCCAACUCUGCGGCCAUUCGAGCAGAGAUCCAACGUUUUGAAUCGGUGCACCCUAAUAUUUACUCCAUAUACGAGCUCCUGGAGCGGUUGGAUGAACCUGUCCUGCAGAACCAGAUCCGAGAACAUGUUAUAGCCAUAGAAGAUGCCUUUGUAAAUAGUCAGGAAUGGACACUAAGCCGAUCUGUGCCAGAACUCAAAGUGGGCAUUGUGGGAAACCUGGCCAGUGGAAAAUCGGCUCUAGUGCAUCGGUACCUAACUGGUACUUAUGUGCAAGAGGAGUCCCCUGAAGAUAUGGAUGCAGGUGGGAGGUUCAAGAAGGAAAUUGUAGUAGAUGGACAGAGCUAUCUUCUUCUGAUCAGGGAUGAAGGGGGACCCCCUGAAGCACAAUUUGCCAUGUGGGUGGAUGCGGUCAUCUUUGUCUUCAGCCUGGAAGAUGAGAUCAGCUUUCAGACAGUCUAUCACUACUACAGCCGCCUUGCCAACUACCGCAACACCAGUGAGAUCCCCAUGGUGCUGGUGGGCACUCAAGAUGCUAUCAGCGGCAGUAACCCUCGUGUAAUUGAUGACAGCCGGGCACGAAAGCUUUCCAACGACCUCAAGCGAUGCACUUAUUAUGAGACCUGCGCCACCUACGGGCUAAAUGUGGAGCGUGUUUUCCAGGACGUGGCCCAGAAGAUUGUAGCCACCCGUAAGAAGCAACAGCUCUCGAUUGGACCCUGCAAGUCCCUGCCAAACUCCCCCAGCCACACAUCUGUCUGUUCAACACAGGUUUCAGCUGUUCACAUUAGUCAGACCAGUAACGGUGGGGGCAGCCUAAGUGACUAUUCUUCAUCUGUCCCCUCUACACCGAGUACUAGUCAGAAGGAGCUGAGGAUCGAUGUGCCCCCAGCAGCCAGCACACCUACUCCUGUGCGCAAGCAGUCAAAGCGCCGUUCCAACCUCUUCACGUCUCGCAAAGGGAGCGACCCAGACAAAGAUAAGAAAGGUCUAGAGAGCAGAGCAGACAGCAUCGGCAGCGGGCGAGCAAUACCAAUUAAACAGGGUAUGCUACUGAAAAGAAGUGGAAAGUCCCUUAACAAAGAGUGGAAGAAGAAAUAUGUAACUUUAAGUGAUAACGGAGUUCUGACAUAUCAUCCCAGCUUACAUGAUUACAUGCAGAAUGUCCAUGGAAAAGAGAUUGACCUCCUUAGAACUACUGUGAAGGUUCCAGGGAAGAGGCCCCCUCGAGCUACAUCCUCUUGUGCACCAGUUGCCAGUCCUAAAACCAAUGGUCUGACCAAAGAGGUCAGCGGGCUUCAGAUCUCCCCUAACACAGGGAACGUGACAAGCAGUACAUCAGUCACUCAAAUGGCCAGUGGUCCAAGUGGGAUCAGUCUAGGCUCAUUCAGCCGCAUGGACGGGAUGCACCAGAGGUCAUACUCUGUGUCUAGUGCCGACCAGUGGAGCGAGGGAGCAGUCAUCACCAACUCAGCCAUCAGCAGUGACACUGGGCUAGGAGACUCUGUAUGUUCCAGUCCUAGCAUCUCCAGCACCACAAGCCCCAAGCUAGAUCCGCCACCCUCGCCACAUGCAAACCGCAAGAAGCACCGCCGGAAGAAAAGCACCAGUAAUUUUAAGGUUGACGGGUUAUCUAGUACUGCUGAAGCUAAACGUAAAGCAUGGAAACUAAACCGUGUUGGCAGCCUGCGAAAUGUUUACAGCAGCAACGCCAACACUGAAGAACAAGAGGAGAACUUUGAGUUUAUUAUCGUAUCUCUAACUAGUCAGAGCUGGCACUUUGAAGCAACAAGCUAUGAGGAGAGGGAUGCAUGGGUACAGGCCAUAGAGAGUCAGAUCUUGGCCAGUCUACAGUCCUGCGAAAGCAGCAAGAACAAGUCCCGUCUCACCAGCCAGAAUGAAGCUUUAGCACUGCAGUCAAUCCGAAAUCUGCCAGGAAACUCACACUGUGUGGACUGUGAUGCACAAAGCCCAGACUGGGCCAGUCUGAACCUGGGUGCCCUUAUGUGCAUUGAAUGUUCUGGGAUCCACCGUAACCUUGGUACUCACCUUUCCCGUGUCCGUUCCCUGGACCUGGACGACUGGCCUCCAGAACUCAUUAAAGUGAUGUCAGCCAUCGGAAAUGAGCUGGCCAACAGUGUGUGGGAAGGAAGCAGCCAAGGGCAUGUGAAGCCAUGCUCGGAGAGCCCAAGAGAAGAGAAGGAACGCUGGAUACGUGCAAAGUAUGAGCAAAGGCUUUUUCUGUCACCACUACCCUGCCGGGAUUUACCUCUGGGACAGCAGCUUCUGAGGGCCACAGCAGAGGAGGAUUUGAGAGCUGUGAUUUUGCUUCUUGCCCAUGGUUCCAGGGAGGAGGUUAAUGAGACCUGCGGGGAGGGAGACAGGCGCACAUCCCUGCACCUGGCCUGUCGCAAGGGAAAUGUGGUACUCGUACAACUGCUCAUAUGGUACGGUGUUGAUGUGAUGGCCAGGGACUUCCAUGGAAACACAGCACUGGCAUAUGCCAAACAAGCAGUAACGUCUGAGGUGCGGGAGUUGCUUUUGCAAUAUGGUUGUCCUGAUGAACAAUUUGUGCUCAUGGCCACGCCAAACCUGUCUCGGAAAAACAACCGCAACAACAACAGCAAUGCAGGGGGCAGUGGCCUGAUGCCCACCUUAAUCUGACAAGCCCCUGGUGGCGCAAACAGACUCCAGCACCGCUCAUCCCUCACAGCGCAGGGGGAGGAGUCAGGAAAGAGAUAUGGGUGGAGCUAAGGCACAAAGCACCAAGUGCAGGAGAGCCCGUGUCUUCACAACCAUUUGGGAGGGAGGAAGAAAAGAGGGAGAGGAUGGUAGACAGAGAGCUGUCAGUUAUCUGCACAUUUCACCUCUACCCCAGCAGAACACUUAGGCUCUGCUCUCAUCUGACAAGGACUGCUCCACAUAAAUCACAUGCAGGCACUGAGUUUGUCAGGUUUGAGGCUCCAAUGAUGCUAUGUGUCAAAUCACUUGGAGCUAAUCUGUCCUCAGAGAAUGCUGGCUUCAUUACACUUGUAUAGUUGAGUUCCCUCAGCCUGUACUGCUGUUUAAUAGGACAUGAUUACUCAUCAUGUAGAAGGGAGCAUAUUAGCUGAGGAGGAAGCUCUCUCCACGCUCCGCUGAUUACAGGGAUGUGAUUGCAAUAUUCUUACAAGAAUCAUAUUAGCAGAGACAUUCUGUGUCCCAUCUUCAGACUUCUUGUCAUAAUCCCGCAGCGCUGCAAAGUGCCAGUUUCACUGAAACCACCCCUAAAAAAAAAAAAAUAUAUAGAUUUAUUUUAUGUUAUAAGUGGAUUUUUAGAAGGGGUAGAAGAACCGGAUUUUAUCUCUUAUCUGGCAACAUUCUGCAUUGUGAUGUUUUAGUCAUAUUCUUUUAAAGGCCAUUCCCAGUUUUAGACAAGGAGGUUAAGAAAAGUCAAUUGUCGUCCUCCUUUCUGUCAUACGGCUUGUGUAGCAUACCCUACACAUCAUCUGGAGCGCAGCAGGCAAAGCUGUUUGCUACAAUGCUGUUGGCAGUGCAGAGGAAGUGGUUACAUGGUUGAGUGCUUUUAUUUAUGUUUUCCCCUUCCUGCUAUACAAAUACGUAGAGCUAAUUAGGAGCCUAUACAGGGCAAUGGAAUUGCAGCAUAUGCGGAGAGGCCUAUAGAGAGAAAUCUAUAUUGGCAUGCAGUGCAGCAGAGUGGCUAUUAUUUUACACUACUGGAAUUUAAUCCACAAAUACCGUAAGUACUCAUGAAUGAGCAGAACUGUCCCUUUGAAUAUGCUGCCCAUGGUACAUUUCUAUACGAGCAUUGCCUAUGGAUUUACUCAGCAGUGCUUGUUAUAUGCCUGUUUGCAUCACAGUGCAGUUUACAUUAGCAGUCAGGACCAGCUUUGACAUACACCAAAAGGCAGUUUGUCUCUGGCUCUUAGUAUCGGAGUAGGCCCUAAAAAAUAUAGGCAAACGUGCAAAGGACAUAUAUUAUGUAUAACAAUUGUUAAAUAUCUUUAUUAUAUAUUUCCAAAUGUUAGAUAUCUUAUUAUAUAUUUCAGGGAUGUCAAACCUGCAGCCAUGCAACUCCCCCCAUUCCCCUGGUGGACAGGCUUAGAUUGGGCAUUCUUAGUUUAUGCAGUUUCUUCUGCCUCAGGUAAGGGCCCUAAAUUGCAUUGCCAGUGGCCCCUUCUAUACAAAUUCCAGUCCUGUAUGUAUAUUGGUGUGUAUAUUACUAAACAAAGCAUGAAUAUUAGAGUAGAGUAAUGUAGUUUAUAAAGUAUUGUAUAUUCAUGGGUUGGGCAUUAUAACAGUCAAAAACAUAUUCAUGUACAAUGUCAUGUAUAUUUAAAUACAGCACUGUACUAUAUAAAACGGUCAGUGUGUGCUUUCUAUCAAGGAGUAUAUACAGCUAUAUGGAAACAAAUUAUUAUUAUUAUCCAGUCUGGGAUAGGGCAUUGGCUUUCUCUAUCAGAACCUCUCUGAUUCCUUGCUUCAUUUUUUCUCCUUGUGAGUUGCAUGGCUGCUUUAGGAAUUUAAAUGGGAGUUGUGAACUAUGUGCAGGAUUGGGAGAGUAGGCCUGUCGUGCUUAGCUUUUUAAUUCUGGUUGUCAGGAAAGUGUAGACGCCUAUUUGGAGACUCCCUUUUUGGAAGUUUGGGUUGAAAUUGAAAAGCACUCACCCAUUUAACAACUACAGGCUUGUAUUUGUAUGAAAAUGUAUAUACCAACUCUGUCACUGACUCCAAAAAAGAAUGUUUGUGGCGUUUGCUCUUGCCAUGGUAUUUAUCGAUAUGUCACAGUGCAGUUUGGAACCACGUUAAGAAAAUUUCCAAGAGUCCUUCUGCUCAUGUAUAGCUGCCUGGCUACAGGUGAGUGAAGCUGAGAGAUCCAUCUGCUCUUAGUUUAUCCACAUGGUAGCAACUGACUGAUUCCCUUGGCUGGCUAAUGUUCAGCACUCCCUAUCUGCAGAGCGGAGUAGAGUUAAUUGCUCUGCAUAGAAAUAGAUUUAACCCUUUGUUAUGCACACUAACCUUGUGAGAUUGUUGUUUUGUGAGUGAAGUUUUUUUCCCCUUGUCUAGAGGAGCAGAAGAGAAAAUUAGACUUAUAAUUCCCUGCAAAAUUGAAAUAUUUUGGCAGGGCCAUUGGACAACGAUAGAGGCAGAUACAUUAAUUGUUCAUUCCACAAAUCAUGUGACCACUUAAUUCUCAUUAAGCACUGGAGCAGUGUGACAGAGAGCAAACAGUAGGGCUGUGUUCAAAUCAUUCAUUGGUCCAUCUACAACACUGGGAGGCGUGCAGGGAAAAUGCCGUUUAAAAGGGUCCUUAAGAAGAGCAGUGGAUGACAUUUUUACGGCUGGUUACCUAACUUUGAAAGGGACUUAUUAUAACCUCAUUUAAUUUCUUAAAUUCCCCUGCUCCACUUUGCACAACUACAAGAAAGCACUUCUGGGCAUAGAGGAAACAUUGUUUGAGAACAGACAUCAGCAGGUGAUGAUGUCUCAAAAAAAAAAAAGAGAAGAAGCAACCUAGAUAUGUGGCUAUAGCAUUACUACCAUGAGAGUGAACAGUGCAAGCUGUACAAUAUAGAGUAUCUGUAACAGACCUGGGAAUGUAAUCUCCAACAAAGAAGAGGUCCACCUGCCACAGAAAUUCCGACAUUUCAGCAACCUCUUGGCCAUGCAACAGCUUCACGUUUUUGUAUCUCCCUUCCUUAAAGUGAUACUUGACUCUCAGGCAGGACAAAUUGACAGCAUGUGCUCACACAGGGAACAGCAAGACAACACUACAUUGAUCAGAGUUCUGGAGCAGCUAUUUAGGGACAAAAAGAAGGAAAAACGUUUUUUUCCAAAAUCUUAAAUUGCUUUUCCAUUCCUCUAACCGGACUGCAACCCUGACAUCCCAAAAUCCCAUCCCUAGUACUGCGUGGAGAAUAAGCCCUUUUAUUGCUAUACAGUCUGGAGGUUCCAGUCUUGUAAAAGGGAAAUUGUAUUCUGGUUUAGGAAGAGUAUGUGAUGUAUGCAAUGCAUUGUUAGCACCUCUAAUAGAGUAGUGGGGACUCCGUGGACUCAAGCUCUAGAACAGUGCUCUCCAGUUCACAGCCAAGAAACUGCUGUGAACUCCAUCUAUCAGUGUGCACCUCUGCAGUUCAAGGAGGUGGAGAGUUGUAGUUCAGAGCAGCUGGAGUUCCCUGCCUUAGAGCAUCCAUCCCACAUGUACACAGGGGGGCACCUUUUAUUUAAUUUUCUAUCCCUUACGACCAGUUGUGGAGCCAGUCUCUGGCCCGUGCCGAUGAGUAGAGUGUAUCUUAUUUUCUAUCACUGCUCAGCUUCACCUUUAGGACUAGGUGAAAUGAGCUGAGCAAUUGUUUUUAUUUUUCGGUGUCUCUUGAUUAUGUUGUCUAAGUUAUACAGAAUUCUUUUUGUAUCGUGUCUUAUUAGAGGAUGCAAAAUGUAUGUAAAAUAAAAACCAAGAAAAACAAACUAUUUGAAUAGAAACAAAA